GGAGGGGAGAGGAAGGAGCACGCGUGUCUCUGUACUACUGCAGACAGAGUUGCAGAUAACCGGGGGAGAGGAGAGACACGGGCAGGACAGGAAACUCCACACACAGCCACCAUGCAUUUCAGUCUGUUUAAGAAGAAGGCAGAGCCUCCUGAAACCCACACGAUGGAGCCUAGCACAGAGCCACCGAUGGUCUCUCAGGAGAACUCAACUGCUGUGACUGGCUCUGGAGACAAGAGUGCAGAUACUUUUAGGAAGAUUGAACAGGAGCUCAUGAACCAGUUCAAAAAGAUUCCAUUGCCUCCUUGGGCGAUCAUAGCCAUAGCAGUGGUAGCAGGCUUGCUGAUCAUCACAUGCUGCUUCUGUAUUUGUAAGAAAUGUUGCUGCAAAAAGAAGAAAGGAAAGAAAGAGAAAGGAAAGGGAAUGAAAAAUGCUCUCAACAUGAAGGACAUGAAAGGAUCUGGAGGGCAGGAUGACGAUGAUGAUGAUGCAGAAACUGGCCUAACAGAGGGAGAAGACAAAGAGGAGGAGGAAAAGGAAGAAGAGCAGCUUGGAAAGCUCCAGUUCUCCCUGGAUUAUGACUUUCAAAAUAAUCAGAUGCAAGUUGGUGUUAUACAAGCUACAGAUUUACCUGCGUUGGACAUUGGAGGAACAUCAGAUCCCUAUGUGAAAAUUUUCUUUUUACCAGACAAGAAAAAGAAGCAUGAGACUAAAGUUCAUCGGAAGACACUAAAUCCCAUCUUCAAUGAGACAUUUACUUUUAAGAUUCCAUAUCAGGAGCUUGGUGGAAAAACACUGAUUAUGACCAUAUAUGACUUUGAUCGGUUCUCUAAACAUGAUAUCAUUGGAGAGGUGAAAGUCCCCAUGAAUACAGUAGACCUUGGUCAACCAAUUGAAGAAUGGAGAGACCUACAGAGUGCAGAGAAGGAAGAGCCUGAGAAACUGGGUGAUAUCUGCAUUUCCCUACGAUAUGUUCCAACAGCUGGGAAACUGACAGUCUGCAUCUUGGAAGCCAAGAAUCUCAAGAAGAUGGAUGUGGGUGGCCUUUCAGAUCCCUAUGUAAAGAUUCAUUUGAUGCAGAAUGGAAAACGUCUUAAAAAGAAGAAAACAACAGUGAAGAAAAAGACAUUGAAUCCAUAUUUCAACGAGUCUUUCAGUUUUGAAAUUCCUUUUGAGCAGAUACAGAAAGUACAAGUUGUAAUCACAGUUCUGGACUAUGACAAACUGGGUAAGAAUGAGGCAAUUGGGAAGAUCUUUGUUGGAUGCAGUGCAUCAGGAACAGAGCUCCGACAUUGGUCAGAUAUGUUGGCCAAUCCUCGUCGUCCUAUUGCUCAGUGGCAUCCACUCAAACCAGAAGAAGAAGUUGACCUUGCUCUUGGAUCAAAGAAGUAAAUGACAAACACACAUACAACACACAUACUUCCCCUUAAUAUUUUUCCUCCUGCCCUCUUACUCUGCUGUGCAGACUUAAAUCUACAAGCACCUUCUUCUCACCCGACGGCAGCCCCAAAUGCACAGCAGCCAGGACUUAUGGAACACAUUCAAGGGGUGAUAUUAGACUACAAGGCGUUUUUAAACAUUCAGCCACCUAAUUCAGAAGAUAGACAGUUUCUCUCUUUUUUUGUGAUAGGAUCCUAAACCAAUGAUUUCUAUCAAUGAAGAAUGACUUUUGAAGCUGGUCUUGCUAACAAACAGACAUUCACCUCUUUUGUGUGUUCUAGUCAGACUUUAUAUUGUAUGCAUACAUUGGUGGGUAAAUAAUAUCUGUAUAAUAUUCCAGUCUUCCAAAAAUUGGUAGUAGACAGCCACUGAGUUAUUGACAACGUAUGUUCUCUGACUUGGCUACAAGUCAGUAUAUCCAUUUUAACUGAAUACAAUUAGUUGUAGGGACCUUAGGUUUACACUUGUUGUUGCAGUAGUAUAGCAGAUGUUGAUUUCAAGAUAUUUUACUCUACAAAAUCCAGUAUAUUCUGUAAUAGGUAAAUAUAUUUCUUUACAAGGACUUUUAAUGUGUUCGAGAAAUUGACAUACACAUCAUAUUUUUUUUAUUAGAGUAAUUUAAUUUUUAAAUGUGCUUAUCUUAUGAACUUCUAGAUUCCCCAUUACAUAAAUGAUCUCCAUAUCUGUAAUAUAAUUCCUACUUUGUAGCAUCAAUGGAAAGAGGUUAUAUGAAUAGCUUGUCUUUUACCAAGUCUUUAGAAUCACAUGUCUUCCAUUUUUUCUAAAGUAGACAUCUACUCUAGGACACAUUGCCAAGGAAAUGGAAUACUUAUGUGUGUAUUUAGCACAAGCAAUUUUAUUUCAUUUUAGGUGAAUAUUUAUUUUUCUUUUGGCACCAAAUGCAGGUGUAAGUGUUACAACAAAGAAAUCAUAGAUGUAUCUAUGGAUGCUUGAAGUAGUGAGAUGCACAAUUUUUGGAUAGCAGCAUAAAGCUUCAGGGAAGCUUGUAGAUCUUCGAAGACCAAAGUGAUUACCUAAAAUAUUGAGGGAGUUUUUUUAAUAGCAUUUAGGAUUUUGAUCAUUUAUAAAAAUAUAUAGUUUGUGGCUAUAACAAAUUAUGGGUGUUUGAAGUGUGUAUAUAAUAUAGAAGGGCAUUUAAAAUUUUCCUGCAUGUCAAAAUAUACAGUUGUUGGCAGCACCAUAGAGAAAGCACGCACUUACUGAAUAGCCAUGAUUUAGUUGAUGUUACUUAAAAAUUUGAAAGGCAUUACAUGUACUUGUAAGGAUCAUAUUAUGGUCUUUGUAUAAUUUGAAAUCUAGGGCUUAAACAAUCUUAUUAAAAAAAAAAUCAUAGAUUAUAGCUAUGUGUUAAAGAAUAUUUAUGCUUUCUUAUUUCAGACUAGCAGUGGCAGUAACUAUUUUGUUUAGCCAAAAUUGACUCCAAUAUCUGUAAAAAUAUAUUUUAAGGGCCCCUCAUAGCAAUCAGGUUCCUAAAUAAUGUAUUAAAAAAAAAAAAAAAAAAAAAAAA
Rana temporaria (common frog) is the source of this 2965-nucleotide messenger RNA. Its product is annotated as synaptotagmin-2-like. The coding region runs from base 112 to 1389 and encodes 425 amino acids. The record is from RefSeq and is a predicted model, not a curated record. Gene Ontology annotation, biological process: calcium ion-regulated exocytosis of neurotransmitter; cellular response to calcium ion; regulation of dopamine secretion. NCBI's taxonomy places the organism in Eukaryota, Metazoa, Chordata, Amphibia, Anura, Ranidae. Gene Ontology annotation, cellular component: dense core granule; synaptic vesicle membrane; axon. The transcript is spliced from 9 exons. Gene Ontology annotation, molecular function: calcium ion binding; calcium-dependent phospholipid binding; syntaxin binding.